Drosophila sechellia is the source of this 1849-nucleotide messenger RNA. Its product is annotated as lipase 3. The transcript has 3 exons. Gene Ontology annotation, biological process: lipid metabolic process. Gene Ontology annotation, molecular function: hydrolase activity, acting on ester bonds. The coding region runs from base 232 to 1680 and encodes 482 amino acids. NCBI's taxonomy places the organism in Eukaryota, Metazoa, Arthropoda, Insecta, Diptera, Drosophilidae. The record is from RefSeq and is a predicted model, not a curated record.
GGGUAAUCGCUCGGCGGCUUGGUGGGUUGUCCAGUACGUGAGCCGCGGCCGGUGGGUCAAUGCCGCCAGUGGGGCAGUGGAGCGGCAGAGGUCCAUUGAUGAAACGGAGUAGAAGCCGUGUGCACAGCAGUUGAGUUCAGUUCAGUACCAACCCCUUGCGCAGUUGUUGACGAGCUAUUAAAAAGCGAUAUAAACAAACAGAAAGCUCUCCAGCGAUCCGCUGCUGAAUGAAUGGUGAGAGCAGCGGCGGUUCGACGGGCGAUCCGUCGAUUGUCUUUCAAGUGGGCAAACAUAAACACCAGAAGACUAUGGGCAUCCAAGCCUAUGCCUCACAUGCACACAUGUACCCACUACAUACGUGUACAUAUUUAUGCCUUUUGGCAAGUAAGUGCGAGUACUUGGGCCAGACCAGGCCACAUCCUAAAUAAGCAGCCGCCGUUUUCAUUAGGCAACAGGUUAUUGCAAUUCAGCGAAAAAAACAAAACAGCGACCGACGACAACAAUGCGACGAAAAACCACGUCGCAGCCACAGUCAGAGCCAACAAAAAAAAUUGGUUAAAAAAGAAGGUGCGGCGUAUCCAGAACGACGGCUACAACGUGGAGCGCCACUCGGUGACGACGAAAGACGGAUAUGUGCUUACCCUGCACCGCAUCCCGCAGGUGGAUCCCGAACUGGGCAGUCUGCUGCGACGCCCUGUCGUCUUCCUGCUCUCCGGACUCUAUGCCUCGUCGGAUGUGUGGCUGCUGAACGGGCGGGAGGACUCCUUAGCCUACCUUCUUUGGCGAGCAGGAUAUGAUGUGUGGCUGGGAAACAAUAGAGGCAACAUCUACUGCCGGAAGAACAUGUGGCGGAACACCACAGAGCGGGAGUUCUGGGACUUCAGCUGGCACGAGAUGGGCGUCUACGACUUGCCAGCCCAGGUGGACUACGUUCUUCGGACUACCGGACAGAAGGCGAUGCACUUCGUGGGUAUCUCGCAGGGCGGCACCGUCUUCCUGGUCCUCAAUUCAAUGAUGCCACAGUAUAAUGCCGUCUUCAAGAGCGCCACCCUGCUGGCCCCGGUGGCCUAUGUGAGCAAUACAAAGAGCGGGCUGGCCAAGGUCAUUGGUCCAGUGCUCGGCACCCGGAACUAUGUCUCUAAGAUGCUCGAGGGCGUCGAGAUGUUCUCCACGAACAAGUUCUUCAAGAAGUUCCUAUCGAUGACGUGUCUGGAGAACGAAAAGCCCCUGGUCUGCAUUAGUCGCCUGUGGCCAGCCGUUGGCUACGACACCCGAUUCCUUAACAAGACGUUAUUGCCCGACCUGAUGGCCAACUUUCCGGCGGGCGGAUCGGUGAAGCAGCUGAUGCACUACUUCCAGGGCUAUGUGUCCACUAGAUUCCGGCAGUACGACUACGGUCCCGAACGGAACUGGCUGCACUACCAGCAACUGGAGCCACCGGAGUACGCGCUGGAGAACGUGUCCACGCCAGUUACGGUCUUCUUCUCGGAGAACGACUACAUCGUGGCGCCGGCGGACAUCUGGCGAUUGCUCACCCGGCUGCCCAACGUGGAAGCCGUGUACAAGGUUCCUUGGAAGCGAUGGAACCACUUUGACUUCAUUUGCGGAUUGGGGGUCAGGGAGUACAUCUUCGACAACAUUGUGCUCUCCAUGAACCGCUACGAGCAGCGGACACGCUGAUGAAAGCCAGGAUGUCGUAGGAUGCAGGUGGAUCACAGCCAGAACUAUCACUAGUGCCAAAAACAAAUUGUAGAAUUACGAAACGGAGUCCGCGUUGAAUGAGCUAGAUCAACCAUGGAUAUAUGUACUGAUUAAUAAAUAAAUAAUUUAUAGUUUAGACCAAAUAAAA